Ectocarpus sp. CCAP 1310/34 is the source of this 4152-nucleotide messenger RNA. NCBI's taxonomy places the organism in Eukaryota, Phaeophyceae, Ectocarpales, Ectocarpaceae. The record is from the annotation of a GenBank genome assembly.
AGGGCCAGAGGCAGGAGAUGUACAAGAGAAGGACACCAACAUACGCCGCUAGUGCACACCCAACUCUUUCCGCCACCCCAACCCCUCGGCGCACUUUGAGAACAUUAUUAUUUCCACGUCGGUGCAUGAGCAUCGAACAACCAUCGAGAGAGCAGCGAUACUGCCGCUGACUACGACGGCCCAUUCCCGUGCUCCGCGCUAGCGUGUGCUAGACCAGAUGCCGUGCCUGUCGGGUUGCCUCUUCGAGUCGACGCUGCUACUAUUCCGACGGGAAACAUGCUGUUCCUGAGAGUAGACGAACAGCAAGGCGAAGAGGGAGAAGCCCACCUCGAGGGGCUGCUACGGACAGAUGGCUGCAGCGGAGCGGCGGAGACCUUAAGGGCGUUCUCGAUCUGCGGGACCUUGGUCGAGCCCAUCUCAGGAGUUCCGCAUCUGAUUCGGCGCGACACUAGUGAGGCAGCAGCUGGUGGAGCGACGUGGGACAAGGCUAGCGAGAGCUUGGAGAGGAGAGAGAGGGAAACCCCGACCACCCAGGAACUGGCGAUGGUGGCAACCACUUCGCUGGUUUACCUUCCGGCUAUCCCCUCGUGGCUACCGCUGUGGAGCUUGCUCUCUCCGUCCGACGCCAUCAGCAGCAGCGGAAGUAGUGGCGUUGCGCAUCUUUCCGAGACACGAACGACCGGUGCAGACAAGACUCCGCCACACGAGCCUGCGGCCACCAGCGCCUCCAGCGGAGAUGAACCAAACGUCUCCGUUCUCGGCCCGGCUCUCGACGGACGAGCUGUCGAUGGAAGCGGGGACAGCGUUGGCGGCGGCGGCGGCGGCGGCGGCGGUAGAGGGGCCGUACGGCUCGUGCAAACCGUAGCCACGAACCAGGCGCCGUACCGGUACGCCGUCGUCUUGUACUUCUGGGACGUGGCUGACGCUGCCUCUUUCGUGGAGAGGGUCAACGGGCUCUCCUUGCCGGGCCGCGGCGUGGUGAAAGCUCUGUUUCUGUCGGGAGCGGAGGUUGUCCCAGCUGCAGGGAGUGGUUGUGGUGGUGGCGACGGUGGGGGCGCCGACGGGGCCGAUGCGAUUUCGUUCCGACAACGGCGAAGGCGAUCUCUAAGCGAAGGGGUGGCACCAUCGUCCUCCUCCUCGUCGAGGGUAGAGGACGCGGCAACGCUGCAGGGCAGCGGCAGCGAGGAGUCCAAGUCCAGCUGGUCAGGCCGCGCCGGGCAAGCGGGUCGGUCCAGCUGCAGCCCCACCCGAGAUCGCGACAGUCGCGCCCGAUUUUUGGCCGGCGCGGCCAGCGGGAGUUCCCCGCGAGGGAGGCUGGUGGUGAGGGGGGCGGCAGGGGACGGCGGGGCUCCGGGAGGCGAGGGGCGGGGUACCUACGCCCGUCCAGGACCGGCGUCGGCGUCGCCCCCGCCAACGGCGAGAGAAACGGAGGCCGAAGAGCGCAAGGGCCGCGGCUGCGGGGAGGCGGGAAGUGAUGGAGGGAGCGGCUCGGUUUCGCCCCCGCCGGUUUGGCAGCAGGGGGGAGCAGUAGCUCAUCGCAAUCUCAAUGGCGACGGACGUGAUGGCGGCGGCGGCGGCGGCGGCAGGGGCAGCAGAACCGAGCUCCCGCCAUGUCCCGUCUGUAUUGACCGUCUCGACCCUGCGGUCUCCGGUAUACCGUCGGCGAGGAGCGGCAGCAAGAGCAGCAGCAGUGGCGGGGGGGAGGGGGGUAGCGGCGGCGGCGGCAUUACGGGGGCGAUUCUCGGCAGCUGUCGACACCGAGACUGCAACUCUAGAGGGGGGAAAGGGGGAGAGGCUUCAACGGCAGCAGCUGCCACCGCCGCCGCCGCGGGAUCCUCGCGUGGCCCGAAAAGCGGUGUCAACGAUGAUGAUUCAGCCGGGCAUGACCCUGGCUGCGAGAAGAAGGCAGCCAGCCCAGCGGGACAGGCGUUUGGCGGGGACAAGCACGGGGACAGGGGGCCCCGGUGGGAAGGAGAGAGGACCACGAAGGGGGGGAGGUCGGGGGCGAUGCCGAUGGACGCGCUGCGGCCGGGGGGGGAGGAAGGAUUACGCCGCGAAGGCCGAGAAGGCGCAGUCGGUGGUGGUGGUCCCGCCCUGAACGUGACGAUGUGGAAAGGGUCGAACUGCCGAGUCUGCCGCUCGCUUAACGUGGCGUUGAACGGGGCUCCGGGUGAGCUGUGUUGCGAGACUUGCCGCAUCGCACAUAACCUCUGGAUCUGCAUGGUGUGCGGGCACAUUGGAUGCGGCCGCUACACGGGAGAGCAUGCGAGCCGCCACUUCCAUCUCUCGAGCCAUACCUACAGCCUCGAGCUCAGCACUGGGCGCGUGUGGGACUAUAUCGGUGACUGCUACGCACACCGCGCGCUCCGCGGGCACCUCGCACCCUCUCAUGCCAGGGCGGGGCGGCAAGGGCAAGGGCAAAGGGGGGAUGGGGAGCGCUGGGGGCGAGAUAGCUCCGGAGGCGCUCGGGGCGCGGAAGGGGGCGCCGCGGGUGGCGGAGAAGGGGGUGGGGGGGAGGGGGGGCGGGAUGGAUCCCCUCCGUUGUAUUCUGAGGGGGAAUUUGAUGACCACGGAGACGCCAGCUCUCUCAAGAUGGCGGUGGUGUCGAGGGAGUACGAGGCCCUUGUCGCCAGGCAGCUGCAGGAGCAGCAAAGGUACUUCGAGGAUCUGAUCGCCACUGCAGUGGCUGUCGACGCCGAGGCGAACGCGCCCGUGGAAGAGGUUCUCACGCACGAGGAACGGGCGGAGGUGGGCAAGCUGAGGGAGGCGAUAGACGAGUUGUCCGGCAAGUACGAGGAGAUUCUGGACAGCCUCAGGACUGACGAGGAAACGGCCCGUAGGGUUCGGUCGGAGAACCGCGGCCUGGUCUCGGAGCAGCGCAGCCAGAAGCGGGAGGAGGGCCGCUUGGCCGAGGAGGCGAGGCAGACAAGGCGGCAGUGCGAGCAGCAGAUGUCGGAGCUAGAAGGGCAGAUGCAAGACUUGCUCUUCUUCCUGAAGACACAGGAGAAGGUAAAAUCCAGCCCCCGUCGCCAGGAAAUUGUAGGGGGUUCCGUGGUGAUGGAAGAAGGUUCGGCCGGGGCGGCCGGUGGCGGGAACGGGAGGGGAGGCGCGAAGGAGACGGAACGGGAGAGGCUCGCUCGCAGGCUCAAGGAACGGAGUCACUCGAGGAGGGCAGGGAGCACGGGGGCGAAGCCAAACCGUUGACAUCCAUCAGCACAGUCCGCUACAUGGAGUGCUGCAUGAGAGUCGCCGUAGCCACCAUUGAGAAACAGAUCAUGUAAACUAUCCGGCGGAGGUUGCGUCAGAAUGAGGAGCAAAGGGCGUGCUGAGGGGGCAUUAGAGGUAGCGGCGGUGAAGAGCGGCAGGAUUUGCCGUGGUGACCUUUCGCUGGCUUGCAGUAGAAGUGCUCUGCCCCGGUCCGGAGACUGGUGGCAAUGCGAGGGCCACAGUACCCAUGCAGGAGGGACCCGGAUGUGGGACGAGUAACAUGGAUGGGGUCGGCAAUUUGGUGGCAAAGAGCGUCUAAUUGAUUGCUAUCCUGCAGAGCACAUGUGGAAGUGCAGGUUUCGCUCCGCAUCCCACGCAUGACGGCUUGGAGCCAAAAUGAAUAAGAGCGCGUGGGGCGGGCUGUGAUGCUCGCUUAUUUCGUCAUGUAUGUGUGUGCUUCUAGAAGAGGGGAAGCGGCGUGGAUGUACCCUGCGAAUGCUUCGUCGCCCAGGGUCAGGGGUACACCACCGUACCAAGGGGGAAAACUCUCGAUGGCCUGUUCCUCGUGUUACCAGACGAUGUCUUGCAUUCCAAAAGUAGGCUUUCCAAUCGCCCAUUGAUGUAGUCAACUCUCUCUCCGACAUGCGACAAGAAGCACCUGCGACAGCAGUUACUGUUAACGUGGCUGGUAGAAGAGUUUCGUACGCUACACUGGACGAGAGACAGUCACACAAUGCCCCAAGCGAGUGAACCGGUGUGUGUAUGGCCUGGAGUACUGUACAACAGUUUGGGUGGGGCAAGGCGUCUCGAGGGGGAUAUGCACUUACUUGCUGAGUGGUCGAACAAUUCAUCCUCUUGUGCGAUGCACCCAAGUGUCUACGAGCGAAGAGAGGGGCACACAAGUGUGUCCACGAAGCAAAUAACGAAUUUCCUCUAGAGGGGGAC